This is a messenger RNA of Leptidea sinapis, 1302 nucleotides long. It is a transcript of the gene Rtc1, whose product is annotated as probable RNA 3'-terminal phosphate cyclase-like protein. Gene Ontology annotation, biological process: ribosome biogenesis; endonucleolytic cleavage of tricistronic rRNA transcript (SSU-rRNA, 5.8S rRNA, LSU-rRNA). Gene Ontology annotation, molecular function: RNA endonuclease activity. The record is from RefSeq and is a predicted model, not a curated record. The transcript has 6 exons. Lineage: Eukaryota; Metazoa; Arthropoda; Insecta; Lepidoptera; Pieridae. Gene Ontology annotation, cellular component: nucleolus. The coding region runs from base 126 to 1271 and encodes 381 amino acids.
ACAUGUUGAUGUUUAUGUGUUUUAUAAGGAUUUAUUCACGUGGUCGAUGUGAAUAUUGAGGAAUUGUCUUAUUUUAAAAUAUUUCCUUAGCAUAGCAUAAAUUACCUAUUAGCAAAUGAAUAAAAAUGCCAGCCACAAUACAUAAUGACGUUAUUGUAUACAAAGGAAGUAAUUUUUUGCGACAGCGUCUCUUACUUUCUACGUUAAGUGGCCGAUCGGUACGAAUAGAAGACAUUCGCAGUACUCAUGAUGAUCCGGGUCUUAGAGAGUAUGAAGUGAAUCUUAUUCGUCUUUUGGAUAAAAUUACUAACGGCACACGUGUGGAAUUGAGUGAGACUGGUACAUCUUUAUACUUCCAACCUGGCAUUUUGAUUGGUGGACAAUUAACCCACACGUGCUGUACUCAGAGAGGAAUCGGUUAUUAUUUAGAAGUCUUAUUAGCUCUGGGCCCUUUCUGUAAGGAACCAUUGAAUGCAGUGUUGCAGGGGGUUACUCACCAUGACUUGGAUGUAUCUGUUGAUAAAGUAAAGGCAGCUGCACUGCCGGUUCUUUUAAAAUUUAUCCUUGUUGAUGAUGGGCUUGAACUAAAAAUUGUGAGACGAGGUGCACCACCAUUAGGUGGAGGGGAAGUUGUAUUCAAGUGUCCUGUUCGUAGGAGCUUACGACCAUUACAGUGCAGUAAAUGGGGAUUGGUUAAGAGAAUCAGGGGUGUGGUAUAUGCCUUAAGAGUGUCACCUACUAUGGCCAAUAGAGUUGUAGAAUCAGCUAAAGGGGUUAUGCUGAACUUCCUACCUGAUGUCUACCUGAACACAGAUCAAUGCAGGGGUUCCAAUGCUGGUAAGAGUCCAGGGUUUGGCAUCAGCCUGGUUGCAGAGACUAAUGAAAAGACCUUCUAUUGUGCUGAAGCCAAAUCAAUGGAGCCGGGGAAAGGUGAGAGCACACUGCCGGAGGAUUUGGGGGCAGAGUGUGCCAAAAGACUACUAGACGAGAUUCACCGUGGAGGUUCUGUGGACUCCUCCUUCCAGUGGCUUGUAGCCCUGUGGAUGGCGCUGGGACACAAGGAUGUCAGCGAAUGUGUGGUUGGUCCACUAUCAGAAUACACAAUAAAGUUCCUGCAGCACCUUAAAGAAUUCUUUGGUGUGAUGUUUAAGUUGGAAGUGAUACGGGAUGAUAAUGAGGAAUCUGAUGAUGAACAGGGGCCUGUUGUGCAGAACGUGAAGAUGACCUGCGUCGGUAUAGGCUAUGUUAAUAUUAGUAGAAGAAUAUUGUAAAUAGGUAUUGAUAAUAUAUGUUUAAUAUGUA